This is a messenger RNA of Zingiber officinale, 1803 nucleotides long. Its product is annotated as enolase 1, chloroplastic-like. NCBI's taxonomy places the organism in Eukaryota, Viridiplantae, Streptophyta, Magnoliopsida, Zingiberales, Zingiberaceae. Gene Ontology annotation, cellular component: phosphopyruvate hydratase complex. Gene Ontology annotation, molecular function: magnesium ion binding; phosphopyruvate hydratase activity. The transcript has 7 exons. Bases 58 to 1548 code for a protein of 496 amino acids. The record is from RefSeq and is a predicted model, not a curated record. Gene Ontology annotation, biological process: glycolytic process.
UCGCGAUCUCCGUCUAGCCGCCGGCGAUCGGGAAGCGAAGAGCUCGAACCCUAGAAAAUGGCUCUUACCCAGUCCAACCUCCAACCGGCACCCGCCUCCUUCGCUGCCGCCCUCUCCUCCUCCCGAUCCCUAUCCUUAUCACCAGACCUCUCCUUCCCCUCCUCCUGGCACCGCACCCGGCGCAGCCUCGCGAUCCGGGCCUCCGCCGUCGCCGCGCCCACCUCGACCCCCUCUGCGGCCGCCCAGAAGUCUGCCGUCCAGUCGGUCAAGGCCCGCCAGAUCGUCGACAGCAGGGGUAAUCCCACCAUCGAGGUCGACCUCGUCACGGGCGACGGCGCCCUCUUCAGAUCCGCUGUACCGAGCGGCGCAUCUACCGGUAUCUACGAGGCUCUCGAGCUAAGAGACGGCGACAAGAAGGUAUAUGGCGGCAAAGGUGUGCUCAAUGCCGUCAGGAACAUCAAUGAGAUUCUCGGCCCCAAGCUUAUCGGCGUCGAUGUCAGGAGUCAAGCGGAUGUGGAUGCGAUCAUGCUCGAUAUGGAUGGAACGCCUAAUAAAUCAAAGUUCGGAGCCAACGCUAUCCUUGGAGUUUCGCUUAGUGUUUGUCGGGCGGGUGCGGGAGCAAAAGGAGUGCCAUUGUACAAGCAUAUCCAGGAACUAUCAGGAACGAAGGAGCUCGUUAUGCCAGUUCCUGCCUUUAAUGUGAUCAAUGGAGGUAGCCACGCAGGAAAUAAUCUUGCGAUGCAAGAGUUCAUGAUAUUGCCCGUUGGCGCAGCUUCAUUUGCCGAGGCUCUCCGUAUGGGUAGUGAAGUAUAUCACGUCCUUAAGGGUAUUAUCAAGGCAAAAUACGGUCAAGAUGCAUGCAACGUUGGAGAUGAAGGUGGCUUUGCUCCAAAUGUUCAAGACAAUAGGGAAGGAUUGGUUCUACUUAUGGAUGCUAUUGAUAAGGCUGGUUAUACUGGAAAGAUCAAAAUUGGUAUGGAUGUGGCUGCUUCUGAGUUUUUCACAAAGGAUGGAAGAUAUGAUCUAGACUUUAAGAACCAGCCAAAUGAUGGAAGUUAUGUCUAUGCUGCUCAAAGCCUUUGCGACAUAUACAAAGACUUCGUCAAAGAUUUCCCUAUUGUUUCAAUUGAAGAUCCCUUUGACCAGGAUGAUUGGUCCUCAUGGGCAUCACUUGUGUCUUCAGUUGACAUCCAGCUUGUUGGCGAUGAUUUAUUGGUCACAAAUCCAAAGAGGAUUGCUGAGGCUAUUGAAAAGAAGGCCUGCAAUGCUUUGUUACUAAAGGUUAACCAGAUUGGCACCGUUACUGAAUCCAUUAAAGCGGCGUUGGACUCGAAAGCUGCUGGGUGGGGUGUAAUGGUUAGUCACCGAAGUGGUGAGACAGAAGACAAUUUUAUUGCUGAUCUAUCUGUCGGGCUGGCUAGUGGGCAGAUAAAAACAGGGGCUCCAUGCCGCAGUGAGCGUCUAGCCAAAUAUAAUCAGCUCCUGCGCAUCGAAGAAGAGCUUGGGGAUGUCCGUUACGCUGGUGAAUCUUUCAGAUCUCCGUUAUGAGAAAUACCACAAGGCUCCUACUCCAGCAGAAAUAAUCGAGGUCACUAGGAGUAGGAAUUCAAGUCUAGGAGUCCACAAAGAUUUUACGUACAUGAGCACCUUCGAUACACUUGUAAGGUGUGGCCUUCUACAGCUCUUCUGUUUCAUUGGCGUGAUUUUUUCUUCCGGAAAAUAAUAUAUUACGGCAUUGUAUUCUUAUACUUCAGUAACUAGUUUUAUUUCCUGAAUAGGUCCAAAUGAUGGCUGUUCUUUUUA